AUGGGCUCAGGCCCGGGCCCCCGAAGUUUCUUACACAGGCCGCAGCACCAGGCACCCACCCCCUUUUCCACCAGCCUUCCCCUGGACUUUUCUAGAAGCACACUUCCUCGUCCGUCAACCACCAUCACCAUCACCAUCACCACCAUCACCACCACUACCACCACCACUACUACUAUUUAUUCACACCACUACCACCACCACCACCGAAUCACAUCCCCUUUUGCCUGCUCCAGCCCAAUCAUCAACAAAAUGCCCAUCUUCGAAACCCAAUUUCUCGCAGACCCCGACAUGGCAAGGUGGUGGGUGAUUGUUGCUGCGAGUACCUGGUUCCUCUACAACAAACGCUGUUUUCUCACCAAUAUCCUCUUCGACGAGGAUUGGACCGGCCUUGAGGGGAUGACGCCGGGCGACGAAGACCAGGAUCAACCGGCGCUUUGGACCGUGCUGGCCUGA
This is a messenger RNA of Podospora anserina S mat+, 453 nucleotides long. RefSeq lists its product as uncharacterized. The record is from RefSeq and is a predicted model, not a curated record. The transcript is spliced from 2 exons. Bases 1 to 453 code for a protein of 150 amino acids. Lineage: Eukaryota; Fungi; Ascomycota; Sordariomycetes; Sordariales; Podosporaceae.